UUCAGGAAAUUAGAAAUACUUGAAGGAAAAAAAAUAAAAUAAAAAAUCCUUAGAAAACAGGUCUGAAGAAUGGCUCUAGCUAUGGCUACAACGGCUGGCUUCUGUGGCUCUUGUCAUGCAGUCCUGGAAGGCAGCCUCCAGCUUAGUGGCUCAUCAAGUCGCUUGAGCAUGGCUAAAAUAAAUAGAAUUGCUAUAGCUAAAUCAGGUCUGAGAGUUCGAGCCCAGCAGCAGGGCUCAGCUGAGACUGGUGAGACCAGCCGGCGAGCCAUGUUGGGGCUUCUUGCUGCUGGGAUGGCCUCAGGGUCAUUUGUUCAGACCGUGCUAGCUGAAUCCAACUCCACCUUGCUUGCCACACCAACUACACUCCCCGCCAAAAUGACUAAAAAAAUCAGAGUCGCUGGAAUUCCCGGUUUGUUAUCCGCAAAAUCUGACAGCCAGGGCCUCAUCCGUGCCGCCGUGAAGCUCAACAUUGACGGAUUGGUGGUAGAUCCUAUAGACAUAACAAAACUUCCACUUAUCAACGUGGAGGAUAAUCCCGACAUUCCACCCGAAGUGGAGGAUUUCAUAAACCAUGUUCGUCGUGCUGAUGCCAUACUCUUCUCUGCGCCUGAGUACAAUUACUCCGUCACUCCUAUUACUAAAAACGCGAUUGAUUGGUUAUCUCUAAGGUCAGACAGUCUGGCUGGUAAAACUGCUGCAAUCAUCAGCACAGGAUGGGAUUUUGGUGGGGGCAGAAUGCAAUAUCAUCUCCGCCAGAUUGGGGUCAGAACUAAUUUGCAUUUCAUCAAUGCCCCUGAGGUAUUCGUGCGAACAACAGUAGACGAACAAAACCCUCCAAAGUUUGAUGCCAAUGGCGACUUGAUUGAUGAUAACGUCAGGGCACAACUGCAGCAACUUCUCAUAUCCUUGAGAGAUUUUACACUGCAGUUACAUUGUCACAAUCUUAUCGGCCAGAACAAAACUCUUAUCUCCUGAUCUUGCAACCUUGUUGUUCUGGGACUUGAAGAAUGAACACAACUUUAUGAUGGUGCAACUUUAAGAAUACUAACGGGAAUAAAGAUGAAGUCAUGUUAAUUAAGAUGUACGUGUACUUUUGCUCUAUCAUAUUAUGUAUACCAGCCAAUUUCGGGUCCUUAAAAAUAAUAGCACCUUCGAGGAAUAUGUGCAUACUCAAUAACGUUGUAAUUGUAAGAUAAAUUAUACUC
Messenger RNA from Sesamum indicum (sesame), 1205 nucleotides. Its product is annotated as NADPH:quinone oxidoreductase. Gene Ontology annotation, molecular function: oxidoreductase activity; calcium ion binding; FMN binding. Gene Ontology annotation, cellular component: cytosol; extrinsic component of membrane; photosystem II. Lineage: Eukaryota; Viridiplantae; Streptophyta; Magnoliopsida; Lamiales; Pedaliaceae. Gene Ontology annotation, biological process: photosynthesis. The record is from RefSeq and is a predicted model, not a curated record.